Messenger RNA from Daphnia pulicaria, 1703 nucleotides. RefSeq names its product coiled-coil domain-containing protein 103-like. NCBI's taxonomy places the organism in Eukaryota, Metazoa, Arthropoda, Branchiopoda, Diplostraca, Daphniidae. The transcript has 2 exons. Gene Ontology annotation, cellular component: outer dynein arm. Bases 397 to 1116 code for a protein of 239 amino acids. Gene Ontology annotation, biological process: inner dynein arm assembly; determination of left/right symmetry; epithelial cilium movement involved in extracellular fluid movement. The record is from RefSeq and is a predicted model, not a curated record.
UUCGAAUUCGACCCACACCUGCUAACCUACAAACGACAACGACGUUACCUCGCGACCUUCGUUGCUCCAGUUCAGUCUGGUUCAGUUAACUUAUAAUAACUGCUCUGAAUUCACCAUUAGAAAUCGCAUUUUCGAGGGAAAAUCUGUCAUCAGUGCACUACCUAUUACGUCAAAGUUUAGUUGUUCUGCAAGUUUCGAGUAAGCUCAAUACAAGCUUGCAUUUGUGUAUGUUGGUAACUAUGUAGGUCAUCAGUGAAAGGGAAAAACUUUGUUCCAUGAUUAUUACAGCUGUUUGAUCAAUAGGAGUCGCGAGAAAAUUGUUGACUUCAAAACAGACUUAAAGUGAUUUUUUUCCCUUAAAAAACAGCAAACCAGACAGAAAACUAUAUAGUAAAAAUGGAUUCAUCACAGCCUAUUCCAGUAAGUUUUGCUCAAAUGGAAAAAGAUCUUAUUUCUGCCCUUGAAAGUGAUGCUCACAAUCAGCUAGAGAAUGAGGCUAAACUCAGAGCCAUAUCUCAGCGGGUUUCAUAUGAUGAAUUCAGAGAUAUUGUACGUGGAGUUCAUCUAAAACCAGUACCAACUGGCUCGCUUUCUGUCAACAAACCACAAAAAGGAAGAAUAUGGAAUAACAUUGCAUUGAGCAAAAAAAGUUAUGAAACAGAGGCAUGUGAAGCUAGAAAAGGACCAGCAGCAACACCAGCAAAUAACUACAGCCUUAAUCAACUCCCAAUAUCUGCUCAAUUUCUGAAUUCCUGGCAGCAAUCAGACACAAAAUCAAGGCUUUUGAUUUUGUACAAAAUAGGUCCUGCAGGUUUAAAUAACAUAUUUACAAUUGACAUGCCAACUGCCCUGUUGGGAGAAAUUUUUGAAGCUCUCCUCUGUUUCAAUCCUGUAACAGAUGUGGUAGCAGUGAUUAAGUUGAUGGAAGCGCUCACUAAAAUUAAGCGUUUCAAUCUAAUUGUACAUUUUCUCAAUGCUUCUGAGAGGGAAACCUGUCAGCAGUUGAUUACCAAGCUCUUAGCUAGUCUUGUUCAACGGGAACAAGAUUUUGCUGAAGAAGGCAUUACAGAGUGGACCAUUCAAGAAUUGGGCAAACGAUUUCUAGUUAGGUUAUAAAGCAAUUCAUCCACUACUUACCUUCUUGUUCCUCCCAACUGUCAAUCUCCAAAGACCAUUUCUCUAAGAGAAAGCCAGCAGCAAAGUAUUCAUCAGAUUCUGAAAGGGGAAGAAUUAUAUUUUAAAUUUUUAUACCUAAUUAUCCACUGAACAAAACAUUUCCAUUUGUUACAGUGUUGUUAAAACUGCCAAUUAUUCCCGUUUUUAUUGUCAUUUGUUCAGUCAUUCCUUCUAUUAGUUAUAUAAAACUUAGUUCUUUGGAAUAUCGGUUUGUGAUGUUAUGCAAUCAACUCAUUUUCUUAGCUUUUUCCAGCCUUUGUGUUUGUCUGGCAUCUUUAAAACUCAAUUAGAAAUAAAUAAUACAAAAUAUUAAAUUUUUCUCUUUUAUUGACAAACACCGUAGCCACACAAAUAUUCAUCCAGAAAUUAAAAUAGGACAAAAUGUAAGCGAGAAAUUGGAUUUUUAACAAGCAAAUGCUGUUUUCUUCUCAUUUUGAAAACUGCCAUGGUAGGGUAGUUUGCACGUGACAUGAUGAAUAUGUAAUAUGUCUUUUGCAAGACGCUUAAAAACCGUGAACUUUGAGCUG